Messenger RNA from Daphnia carinata, 1022 nucleotides. RefSeq lists its product as uncharacterized. The record is from RefSeq and is a predicted model, not a curated record. The transcript is spliced from 3 exons. The coding region runs from base 166 to 774 and encodes 202 amino acids. NCBI's taxonomy places the organism in Eukaryota, Metazoa, Arthropoda, Branchiopoda, Diplostraca, Daphniidae.
GACAAUAUCCACUACCAGUGCAAGAUCGUAGUUGCUGCAAAGAGGAUAUAGAAUAGUUUGUCCGACCUCUUUAUUCGUCAGGAGUUGAUCCUGACAUCUCAGUAAACUUUGGUAGUUACGAGCACGCAUUUCUAAACUCGAAUUCAUUUUCAACAUUGAUGCGGAAUGGGUGACUUCAAUGAAACGUUUUUGUAUCACUACACCAACGUAUAUGCAUACUCGAAAAUUUUGCGUGACGAAAAAAUAUUGAAAUCUUCAAAAGAUCGUGACGGGACAAAUCACCGCUACGGAUCUGGUGUCUACCUAACUUCGCUUAAACCUAAUACUGGGCGUGGUAAAAUCAAAAAAAAUAAUCUCGAUGGGGUUGCUCAUAAACGAAAAUAUGCCAACAAGACACAAGAAUGCUAUUUCAAAUUCAAAAAGAUAGACCUUCUUGGCGUGAAGUAUGUCUCAACGAAAGGAGGUCGAGAUGUUUGGCGUUUUCCUAAUGACAUCAACCUAAGCACGAUUUCAUUUUACCAUGGAUAUACUGAUGAGCCUGAGUCUGAGACAUAUCAACCAAAAGAUUCGUCAUCCGAUUUUUAUUAUUAUGACGAUUAUGAAGACUAUAGUUUUUCAUAUCCUCAUCCGAAAGGAAAUUACGUUUUUGAACCCCCACGGAAACGGCAGGAAUCGGAGACCACUGGAUUGGGAUUUAUAGCUGGAACAGUCGCCGUUUUAGCUGUUGGAAUAGCUGCUUUUCGCCUUUUUGCCGCAGUGCGUCGAGCAAAUUGAAAUAACUGAUAGUUACACUACAAUGCGAAAGAUGUAUUCUUAGUGUAUAUUUUUGCACGUUAUUCUUCAAACAUUUUUACAUACUAUAUGAGUUUUCCGUGUAGGCCAAAAUAGUGUCAUUUGGCUUUAGAUAGCGUUAUCUAAAAAGCAUUUCAUAAUACUUCCAGACCAGACUAUGUUUUUUUCAUUAAGAAAAAACAUAAUGUAUAUGCUGUCAUAACAAUUGGGUUUGUAAAAAGAAUAUUCAG